This is a messenger RNA of Trichoderma reesei QM6a, 933 nucleotides long. RefSeq lists its product as uncharacterized. NCBI's taxonomy places the organism in Eukaryota, Fungi, Ascomycota, Sordariomycetes, Hypocreales, Hypocreaceae. The transcript has 4 exons. Gene Ontology annotation, biological process: transmembrane transport. The annotation marks the transcript as partial. The record is from RefSeq and is a predicted model, not a curated record.
CGGGAAACAUUAUCUCAGCCAGUGGUCGCGGCCUUCUGCGGUGGAGGAGUAGCUGGCGCUGUCUCCCGGACAGUGGUAUCGCCGCUGGAAAGACUCAAGAUCCUGAUGCAGAUUCAGAGCGCUGGGCGAGAUGCAUACAAGAUGUCUGUCGGCCACGCCCUGGCCAAGAUGUGGAAGGAAGAAGGCUGGAGAGGCUUCAUGCGAGGAAACGGGACAAACUGCAUCCGCAUUGUCCCCUAUUCUGCUGUACAGUUUAGCAGCUACAACUUUUACAAGAGGAACAUCUUUGAGCCAUAUCUAGGAACUGAUUUGUCGCCCUUUUCCCGCCUCGUGUGCGGUGGGCUCGCGGGAAUCACAUCCGUCGUCUUUACCUACCCACUCGACAUUGUCCGAACACGCCUGUCUAUCCAAUCUGCCAGUUUUGCAGAGCUCGGCGCGAGGCCAGACAAGCUGCCAGGCAUGUGGGCAACUCUUGUGUCGAUGUACAGGACAGAAGGUGGUUGGUCGGCUCUAUACCGCGGCAUCGUCCCAACUGUAGCCGGUGUGGCCCCCUAUGUCGGACUCAACUUUAUGGUCUAUGAAUCAAUCCGCCAGGCAUUCACGCCCGAAGGCGACAAGAACCCUAGUGCUCUUCGCAAGCUGUUGGCGGGCGCCAUUUCGGGCGCAGUUGCUCAGACCUGCACUUAUCCAUUUGACGUACUACGACGGCGAUUCCAGAUCAACACCAUGUCAGGCAUGGGCUACCAGUACAAGUCCAUCUCGGAUGCAGUUCGUGUCAUCGUCCUCCAAGAAGGCGUCAGAGGGCUAUACAAGGGCAUUGUCCCCAACCUCCUCAAAGUGGCUCCCAGCAUGGCGUCGAGCUGGUUGAGUUUUGAAGUCACGCGCGAUUUCCUGACAGACUUGAAACCGACUGAGGAGAACCGAAGCUUAUAA